AUGAUUUAAAUUAUUGUUAAAAUUUCUCCGAGGGAAAAUCUCAAAGUUACAGUUCCUCAACAAAUCACCGUGGAAGAUCUCAAUAACAUCGUCAGCAACACAAAGGAGGAAUAUAAUUAUAUACAUAAAAACAGAAUUCUUUAACCAAAACUAUAGUUGAUCAAUUAAAAUGUACAAGAGGGAGAUUUAAUUAUCCAAACAAUCAGAGAACGAAAAAAGUCAAAACUCAUUGAAUUAUAGGAGAUGAUAUUAGAUAAUGCUGAAGAUUAUAAAAAGAAGGUCUUGGAAUUGAUUGAAUAGGGCUAUAAAAGAGAGGAUGUGGUUUAAGCCAUGAUUCAUAAUAAGUAUGAUCUACAACAGGUGAUGACUCAUCUUAUCUAUGGAAAAAGAAGAGUUAAUUAUGAUUAAACUUAAGUAGAGGUGGAUGCUGAAGAAGUCAAGGAAAAAUUGAUGAAUUUAGAAGAACUCUAGUUAUUAAUUAAAUGUAUUAAAAGCGAAGACUGGGUCGAAGAAUUUUAUUAGUUGUAAUAAAGAAAACGAGAAAUUUUUGAUAUAUUUAUGCAAAACACAAUGGCCUUGGUGGAGUUGAUUGCAGAAUUAUUAUCUAAUUGA
This is a messenger RNA of Paramecium octaurelia, 612 nucleotides long. The record is from the annotation of a GenBank genome assembly. Lineage: Eukaryota; Ciliophora; Oligohymenophorea; Peniculida; Parameciidae.